Pelobates fuscus (common spadefoot toad) is the source of this 721-nucleotide messenger RNA. It is a transcript of the gene DNLZ, whose product is annotated as DNL-type zinc finger. The transcript has 3 exons. Bases 11 to 607 code for a protein of 198 amino acids. NCBI's taxonomy places the organism in Eukaryota, Metazoa, Chordata, Amphibia, Anura, Pelobatidae. Gene Ontology annotation, biological process: protein stabilization; protein folding; protein import into mitochondrial matrix. The record is from RefSeq and is a predicted model, not a curated record. Gene Ontology annotation, cellular component: mitochondrion. Gene Ontology annotation, molecular function: protein-folding chaperone binding; zinc ion binding.
UAAUAUUGCCAUGCUGGGUAGUAGCUCCAGGUUUCUCCAGGUUUUGGGCAGGACAGCAGGCUAUGGGGCUCAGGGGGCUCUCAGAGUUAGGGGGCUCACAGAAACAAGAGCAUUAUGGGUAAGGAGUGGUGCCCAUGUCACCUGGUAUAGCAGGCUGUGUGCCCCCAAUUCAGCUGUAACACCCCAGAGUACCUACCUGGUGCCCCCCAACAGGAGCCUCCACACAUCCAGCACCCACCAUGGGGAACCUACCCUGGGGCAGAUCCAGUCCACUCAUUACCAUCUCAUAUACACCUGUAAGGUUUGCUCGACUCGAUCCCGGAAAACCAUCUCCAAAAUUGCCUACCACAAGGGGGUCGUAAUUGUAAAGUGCCCAGGAUGUAAAAAUCACCAUAUCAUAGCGGACAACCUCGGGUGGUUCUCUGAUCUGCAGGGAAAAAGGAAUAUAGAAGAAAUUCUAGCAGCCAAAGGUGAGAAAGUGCAUCGAGUCCAGGGAGAAGAUGCGGUGGAAAUACUGCUUCACAACACAGCAGAAGAUCAUCAUCCAAAGAAUCCUGAAGACAAGGUGGAGGCGCCAACAAGCCAACCUGAUAAGCCAGACACAUGACCCUGCCGUGUAUAUAUAUAUCUCUUUCUGUUUGGCUUGUGGGUUUGAUCAGUGGCAAACCAAGUGGCCGAUGUCCGCGUCCAUCGUUCUUAAAGCCGAGUCACUACUUUUCGU